Molecule: messenger RNA, 2753 nt
Organism: Astyanax mexicanus (Mexican tetra)
Lineage: Eukaryota; Metazoa; Chordata; Actinopteri; Characiformes; Acestrorhamphidae
Gene: srp54
Product: signal recognition particle 54
Exons: 17
Coding region: 411-1925 (504 amino acids)
Biological process (GO): SRP-dependent cotranslational protein targeting to membrane, translocation; SRP-dependent cotranslational protein targeting to membrane
Cellular component (GO): cytosol; signal recognition particle, endoplasmic reticulum targeting
Molecular function (GO): GTP binding; GTPase activity; endoplasmic reticulum signal sequence receptor activity
Source: RefSeq, a predicted model, not a curated record
GCUCUAUAGUUAGCUAGCUAAUUUUCGCUGUAGCGAAUACACUAGCAGCCACUGAUUCUAGGUCAGUUUUGUUUUCCUGUCUCUCUACACUCGUUUCUAGCUGAACAGGCUGAACGAAUAAUAACUGACUCCAGAUCAGCGCACUGAGUCCCAGCGUUACCUCGGAAGUAGAAAGGGUUUAUGGGAGUUUUGUGUGUUAGCUGACGUCUGCCUGCUUUCUACUGAACCAGCUGUGUCGAAGGGAGCUAAGAACAGACGGCAACAUUGCAACUCAUUUGCUGGAUUAAUCGGGUCAUUCGCACCCACACACACACAACUACAGAAGAAGAAGAACUCUGAACGGGGGAAUCCCCCACCUUAGCGAGGAGGUUGCCUUUGUCUAACACGUCGCCUCUUCCUAAACUGCAAACAUGGUGUUAGCUGACUUGGGGAGGAAAAUCACCUCCGCGCUGAGAUCUCUCAGCAAUGCCACCAUCAUCAACGAGGAGGUUUUGAAUGCUAUGCUUAAAGAAGUAUGUGCAGCCUUACUGGAAGCUGAUGUCAACAUCAAAUUGGUAAAACAGCUGAGGGAGAAUGUCAAGGCAGCCAUUGAUCUUGAGGAGAUGGCCUCUGGGCUGAAUAAGAGAAGAAUGAUCCAGCAUGCUGUUUUCAAGGAGCUUGUCAAGCUGGUAGACCCUGGAGUCAAAGCAUGGACGCCUACUAAGGGUAAAAACAACAUCAUCAUGUUUGUAGGUCUUCAGGGCAGCGGGAAAACCACAACAUGUUCUAAGUUGGCAUACUACUACCAAAGAAAAGGAUGGAAAACAUGUUUGAUUUGUGCUGACACUUUCAGAGCAGGUGCCUUUGACCAGCUGAAGCAAAAUGCAACAAAAGCCAGAAUUCCAUUUUAUGGAAGCUACACAGAGAUGGAUCCCGUCAUCAUAGCUUCUGAGGGAGUGGACAAAUUCAAGUCAGAAAACUUUGAAAUAAUCAUCGUCGACACCAGUGGUAGACAUAAGCAAGAAGACUCUCUGUUUGAAGAAAUGCUUCAGGUUUCAAAUGCUGUGCAACCCGACAACAUUGUGUACGUGAUGGACGCAUCCAUCGGUCAGGCCUGUGAGGCUCAAGCUAAAGCCUUCAAGGACAAGGUAGAUGUGGCCUCCGUCAUUAUUACUAAGCUUGACGGCCAUGCUAAGGGUGGUGGUGCGCUCAGUGCAGUCGCUGCCACAAAGAGUCCCAUAAUUUUCAUCGGCACAGGAGAACACAUUGAUGACUUUGAGCCUUUUAAAACUCAGCCCUUCAUCAGCAAGCUGCUUGGUAUGGGAGACAUUGAAGGACUGAUAGACAAAGUGAAUGAACUGAAGCUUGAUGAUAAUGAGGAGCUGAUUGACAAACUCAAACAUGGCCAGUUUACACUCAGGGACAUGUAUGAGCAGUUCCAGAACAUCAUGAAAAUGGGACCUUUUGGACAGAUCAUGGGUAUGAUCCCAGGCUUUGGAACAGAUUUUAUGAGCAAAGGCAAUGAACAGGAAUCUAUGGCCAGAUUAAAGAAACUCAUGACCAUAAUGGACAGCAUGAAUGACCAAGAACUGGACAACAAAGAUGGUGCUAAGCUCUUCAGUAAGCAGCCAAACCGGGUUCAAAGGGUGGCACGAGGAUCUGGAGUCGCCACUAGGGACGUGCAGGAGCUCCUCACACAGUACACAAAAUUCGCCCAGAUGGUAAAGAAAAUGGGUGGCAUUAAAGGAUUAUUUAAAGGAGGGGACAUGUCAAAGAACGUUAACCCGUCUCAGAUGGCCAAGUUGAACCAGCAGAUGGCGAAGAUGAUGGACCCCAGAGUGCUCCACCACAUGGGUGGAAUGGCUGGACUGCAGUCAAUGAUGCGGCAGUUUCAGCAAGGGGCCGCUGGCAACAUGAAAGGAAUGAUGGGAUUCAACAACAUGUGAACUUUAGAGCCUUAAAUUAAAGAUGGCAAAGAAAACAACCGGAUGGUUUUUAAGAUGCAAACUUGAGUGAAGGAAGGUUUGUUUUUUUUGCCUCAAAUAUUGUAAUUAAUCAAACCACGUCAAAUAUUCAGAGGCUUAUUUAUUUAUUAAGCCUAUUUUUCCUGAGGAAGCCUUGGCUAUACAAACUGUUUGACUGGAAGGUUUGAUCAAUGAGAAGCAUGUAUAUUGAAAUAUGUUCAGCUGUGUCUAAAGCCAUUAGGCUGUAAUGCUCAAAUCAGGUUUAUCAAAAAAAAAAUUGUUAUUUUUUUUUUUUUUUUUUUACCAGAUCAAAUUUCUGUGUUCAGACAAGCAGUCAGCGUGCAUUUGUGUGCUGAAGUGGCAGUGUUGAUAUGUAAAACUGGUCUAAAUUUUAAUUGGCAAGUUCUAGUUAAAUCUGUAAUUUGUAGACUGUGCAGAACAAUUAAAUGUUUACAGGAGAAUUCUAUGAUUUUGUGGAGAGACAUUGCUGAUUACCACAUAGACUGACAGAGACACAUACACACACAGACAUGUUAAUUGCCAGCCAUUGGCUUAGCUUCUUUUACCACAUAUGAACCAAAUUAAAAAAAAUACAGAUUCUGUGAUUUAUUCUUCCCCUUAAUUGUGAUGGAGGUUCUUACAGACGGAAUAUCUGAGCGAUCGUGGUUAAUUGUGUUUAUUUUUUUUCUGAAUUUGCCAUAGAGAAGCUUUGGCUUUGUAUCUGAGACAAAACUACAGUAGUGGCAGAUUAGUCUGUGGCAAUAUUUUGUCAUAACAUUAUAAUAAAUUUAUAUAGCAACAUUUUAACAA